Molecule: messenger RNA, 3216 nt
Organism: Argentina anserina (silverweed cinquefoil)
Lineage: Eukaryota; Viridiplantae; Streptophyta; Magnoliopsida; Rosales; Rosaceae
Product: alpha-amylase 3, chloroplastic
Exons: 12
Coding region: 91-2859 (922 amino acids)
Biological process (GO): carbohydrate metabolic process
Molecular function (GO): alpha-amylase activity; calcium ion binding
Source: RefSeq, a predicted model, not a curated record
ACUAAUCGACUUUAUUCAAAAAAUAUCUCUCUAAUUCUCGAGAUUUUCAUUUCCUGAGUCACAGUCUGAGUGGCUCUGGUGGUCAGAGCCAUGUCGACGGUGAGCAUUAAGCCUCUUCUCCACCACGGUCACCGGCGAAGCUCCGGCCACCGUUCAGCUUCGAAGCUCGUCAGGCUCAGUUCCUUGAGUGCUUUUCCAAAAAAGACGGAGUUUCGCUGCCGGAACUUCUGCAACUUCCGGCGUGCUAGUGCUCUCAUUCUCCGAGCUUCUUCUACUGACACCGCCGUGGCUGCGAGCUCUGAAUCCACAGUACCUCUCUUCAAGAAGACAUUCCCUCUGGAGCGAACUGAGCUGGUGGAGGGAAAGAUCUCUGUGAGGUUGGAUCAGGGGAAGAAUGCUCGGAAUUGGACGCUCACCGUCGGUUGUACUCUUCCCGGAAAGUGGAUUCUUCACUGGGGAGUUUCACUUGUUGGUGACGUCGGCAGUGAAUGGGAUCAACCUCCUGAGGAGAUGAGGCCACCUGGUUCGGUUUCUAUUAAGGACUAUGCAAUAGAGACACCCUUGACGGAAUCAGCAUCAUCUAUUGGAGGUGAUACCUCUCAGGAAUUGAAGAUUGAUUUUAAUCUUGACAGUGGAAUUGCAGCCAUUAAUUUUGUUCUAAAGGAUGAAGAAUCUGGUGCUUGGUAUCAGCACAGAGGAAGAGAUUUCAAAGUGCCUCUUGUGGGUUACCUGCAAGAAGAACGCAAUGUUGUUGGUGCAAAAAAAGGAUUCGGGAUGUUGCCAGGUAAUUCAAAUUUUUUUUUGAGAAAAGAUAUUUUCAUUGAUUUAAUAUAUAUGUUCAAUUCAGGAAUUGUGGGGAAGUUAUCAAACAUAUUUUUCAAAGCAGAAUCAUCAAGCUCCCAUGACAAAGAUAGCAGUAGUGAAUCCAGAGGAACUAAGGAAGAAAAUAGGUCUCUAGAAGGGUUCUACGAAGAACUCCCUAUUGCAAAAGAAAUUGCUGUAGUGAAUUCAGUAACGGUUUCUGUUGGGAAGUGCCCUGAGACAGCUAAGAAUCUUCUACAUAUGGAAACUGAUUUACCUGAUCAUGUUAUUGUCCAUUGGGGAGUUUGCAAAGAUGAGGCUAAAAGAUGGGAAAUACCAGCAAGCCCACAUCCACCAGAAACAGUAGUAUUCAAGGAUAAGGCUUUACGAACUCGACUGCAGAAAAAAGAGGGAGGAGAUGGAUGUUGGGGAUUAUUUACUUUAGAGGAAGGACUCGCAGGAUUUCUUUUUGUUUUCAAGCUAAGUGAAAGUACAUGGUUGAAAUGUAAAGGCAAUGACUUCUACAUCCCCCUUCCAAGUGCAAAUAUCUCACCUGCCGUAGCAAAAGAGGAUCAGCCUGAAGGUGCUAUUGCAGAUGGGAGAAGUGCAGAGGAAAUAGAAGACAAUUCUUUCACUGAAUAUACCAACGGAAUAAUUAAUGAAAUAAGGACCCUGGUGAGUGGCAUUUCCUCUGUGAAGAGUCGAAAGACGAAAUCCAAAGAAGCACAAGAAAGUAUUCUUCAAGAAAUAGAAAAAUUGGCUGCUGAAGCCUAUAGUAUCUUCAGAAGCACUGUUCCCACAUUUACUGAGGAAGCCAUUUCAGAAUCUGAAGAGUUGACACCCGCUGUCAAAAUAACCUCAGGGACUGGCACAGGUUUUGAAGUAGUGUGCCAAGGUUUUAAUUGGGAAUCACAUAAAUCUGGAAGAUGGUACAUGGAGCUCAAAAAUAAAGCUGCCGAAUUAUCUUCACUAGGUUUCACUGUGAUUUGGUUACCACCUCCUACAGAUUCUGUGUCACCUGAAGGGUACAUGCCAAGGGAUUUGUAUAAUCUGAAUUCCAGAUAUGGCACUAUGGAUGAACUGAAGGAGACUGUGAGGGAAUUCCAUAAAUUAGGUAUCAAAGUACUUGGAGAUGCUGUUCUAAAUCACCGCUGCGCACAGUAUCAGAAUAAAAAUGGUGUAUGGAAUAUAUUUGGUGGUCGUUUAAAUUGGGAUGAUCGUGCAGUUGUUGCAGAUGAUCCACACUUUCAGGGUAGGGGCAACAAAAGUAGUGGAGAUAGUUUUCAUGCUGCACCAAACAUUGAUCAUUCACAAGAUUUUGUGAGGAAGGAUAUCAAAGAAUGGUUAUGCUGGCUAAGGCAAGAAAUUGGGUAUGAUGGGUGGAGGCUUGAUUUUGUUAGAGGAUUUUGGGGUGGUUAUGUUAAGGACUACAUGGAUGCUAGUGAACCUUACUUUGCUGUUGGUGAGUAUUGGGAUUCCCUAAGUUAUACAUAUGGUGAGAUGGAUCACAAUCAAGAUGCACAUAGGCAAAGAAUUAUUGAUUGGAUUAAUGCUACUAGUGGAGCCGCUGGAGCUUUUGAUGUAACAACAAAAGGGAUCCUUCAUGCUGCUCUGGAAAGAUGCGAAUAUUGGCGAUUAUCAGAUUCAAAGGGAAAGCCUCCUGGGGUUGUUGGUUGGUGGCCAUCUCGUGCUGUUACCUUCAUAGAGAAUCACGAUACUGGUUCUACUCAGGGUCACUGGAGGUUUCCACGUGACAAGGAAAUGCAAGGAUAUGCUUACACUCUGACUCAUCCAGGAACACCAGCAGUUUUCUAUGAUCACAUCUUUUCUCACUACCGGUCAGAAAUCGCAGGUUUAAUAUCUUUAAGAAACCGGAACAAAAUCAAUUGUCGCAGCAUAGUUAAAAUUACCAAAGUUGAAAGAGAUGUGUAUGCUGCUAUCAUUGAUGAAAAAGUUGCAAUGAAGAUCGGACCAGGUCACUAUGAACCCCCAAGCGGGUCUCAAAAAUGGUCCAAAAGCCUCGAGGGAAGAGAUUACAAGGUCUGGGAAGCAUCAUAAAUUUUCCAGUGUAUGUGUGAUAUAUCUAUGAGUAUAUAUAGUCGAAUGCAGAGAGAUGAAUAAGGACUGGCCGGAGCUGUGCAUUUGCAGCUGGUUGGCUUAUGUGGAACUGAUGAAUAUUGGGUUCAAAAGGCGGUUUGCCAUUAUAAGCUGUUGAUACAUUGGAGAUGGAUACCUUCUGUAUGUAACACGUUCGAUCUGGACUUCUGGUUCUGGUGUACAACUCCACUCUGCUUUCCGGUGUGUUACAGUAGAAUGUGUAAAACCAAAUCUUUCUUUUUUUGGGAGAGCUAAUGUAUCUUUUUCAAAUGAUUUAUCAACAAAUAUUAUACAAGAAAGUGGCAUGUUGCUGACAAA